GGGAUCCGUUUGCAAGUCUUACAUCAAAUCAACUCGAGGCUACCCUAGAUGAACUCGUAGAUACCCACAAAGACGAAUCGUUUUUGGAAGAAUACAGGCGAAAACGACUGGCUGAAAUGCAGAAAUUGGCUCUUAAGCAAAAAUUUGGCUUCUUAAAAGAGGUUACUAGAGCGGAUUGGAAAACCGAAAUUAAUGAGGCUGGAGACCUUCACAUUGUGAUACACAUCGCUUCUCAAGGCUCCCAGAUUUAA
Protopolystoma xenopodis is the source of this 251-nucleotide messenger RNA. The record is from the annotation of a GenBank genome assembly. NCBI's taxonomy places the organism in Eukaryota, Metazoa, Platyhelminthes, Monogenea, Polystomatidea, Polystomatidae.